This is a messenger RNA of Carassius gibelio (silver crucian carp), 1898 nucleotides long. Its product is annotated as POU Class 2 homeobox-associating factor 3-like. Gene Ontology annotation, molecular function: DNA binding; POU domain binding. Lineage: Eukaryota; Metazoa; Chordata; Actinopteri; Cypriniformes; Cyprinidae. The coding region runs from base 139 to 843 and encodes 234 amino acids. The transcript has 5 exons. The record is from RefSeq and is a predicted model, not a curated record.
AGUGUUUUGAGGUUACUUUGUUGAGACUUUUUAAGACUUUUGUGAAUAAUUCGUUCUUGCCCAUAUAAUAGAGCAAAGAACUGACGUUGGGGUAUUUCACUGUAGCACUUCCAGAGUUUUCCUCCUUUUCAGGCCAAUAUGUCUGCAGAUAAACCUAAGGUAUACCAGGGUGUGCGUGUGAAAACCACAGUUAAGGAGUUACUGCAGAAGCACAGAGCCCUGCAGGCACAGAAAACCGCUACGAAAUCACAAGCCGUGGCUGCUCGCGAUGUCUGCUCUACGACCAUGAAUACCCACCUUGAUGUCUUUGGAAUGCAAGCUCCAGAGCCUUAUUUCCAGACUCGUCCCUUUACAGAAAAUGUCAACAUCCCUAUGGAAAAUGCUUAUGAUCAUCAACAGAUGAUGCAUAUGAUGCCACCUGAGACUUUCAGCGGCAGUAAUUUCGUGUGUCCCACAUCUGCGCAGUGGUCUAAUGGAUAUCUACCUUCUAAUACGGACCUCUAUGGUACCAGCCUGGUUUCGAGGUCACCCUCAGACUCCUUCAAUCUCCCCAGUCCCGUCGACUACAACAGUUACUCUCCCCCUCAGUCCAACUCUUCAUCUUCUUCGUGCUACAACUCCCCAACACGGAUGGAUUUGAGCUCAAGUUUCUCUCCUGAAAAUUACCAUUAUCAGCAUUGCAACCUACAGCAUUGCUUUUGCCUGUCGCACUGGUCCAAUGUGCAGGAAGGCAUGGCAACUUCAGAGUUUGCGCCCUACGGCUCAUCAGACUGUUUGUAUUCAUAUGGCGACGACAGCUAUUUCAGAAGGGAUACUUCAAACUCAAACAUGUGUUACUUAUAAAAUGCAUUUUGAAGCACUUUGCGCGAAAAUCCAGUGUCAUAAUUGAUUAAUUCGAAUGCAUUUGUUACUUUAGAUAAAGGAACAAGCAGUGAUAGAAUGCAUGAUUGGGCUUAGUUUAGUUGUUUGAGCAAAAAGGUUGAUUGCAGAGAGCUAAAUAUGUGUGAGUAUAAUUUACAAAUUAUUCAUUUAUCUUUUUUUUUUUUUUACAAUAAACAUAUUUUUCGUAAUUUUACUGGUAUCUUUUAUUAAAAAUCCUUACAGUAUAUUACUAAUGGGGAAUAGCUUAUAUUUCAGAUUUGCAGGGUGCAGUUUCUGUUUCUCACUCUAGAAAUGAAAAUCGGAGCUUUGACAGUGUUUCUUCUUCUUUUUUUUAAUAUUUAAAAAAUAAAUUAAACGUUUUUAUAUAACCAUAUAAAUACUGCUGUGGCACAAUUAUUGUUUUGCAUAUCAACAUUCGACAUGAGGAAAAAUAGAAUAAAAAAGCUGAAUAAUAUGUUAUUUUUGAUAGUCAACAUUGCAUUUAUUAUAGGUCCUAUAAGGAGAUGUUAUCGAUUUUCUUUGCUCCUAAAAGUCAAUUUACUGAAAAGUUUAUUUGCUGCUUUUUUUUUUUUUUUUUGCCUGCAUUGGAUUUUUCAACUACUUUAAUGACUAAUCUCACAAAAUUAGGUAGAAAUCACAGAAUUAUUGAGACAUGUUCAUUCGGAGAAGUUGUUUCCUAUUUAUAUGAAUAUAGAUGAUUUAUCUUUGAUUAAUCUUUAAACAUCGUGUCACACCACAAGCAUUAUCAUUAUCACACACUUUAACGAAAAGAUAAAAUCGACAGAAAAUGCAGCCCCGUUAAAUUACCUUCAAAUAAAGACAAUAUGAAUCGCGCAAUUUGCCUAUAAUGUAGAGAUUUUGCAAGAGGUUCAAAGUUCUACAUGCAUGAAUGGUAAACUGGAUAAGGACAAUAGCUGUAACUUCAUAUGAAAUGCGAUACGGUAAACAGUGCAUAUAGCCUACUCAAAGGAGGUUUUAAGCUUGUGUUCAGAAAUUCAUUAAAGAACAUAAAUCAA